Messenger RNA from Babesia bovis T2Bo, 369 nucleotides. Its product is annotated as conserved Plasmodiym protein of unknown function. Lineage: Eukaryota; Apicomplexa; Aconoidasida; Piroplasmida; Babesiidae. The transcript has 2 exons. Bases 90 to 257 code for a protein of 55 amino acids. The record is from RefSeq and is a predicted model, not a curated record.
UACUGGUACCAAAGAGCGCCAGACUCAAGAGAAGCGGAACACCGCGCGACAACAAUGCUACAGAUAACGAGAAAUUGAAUCAUGUACACAUGAUCGCACUGUGGCCUCAAGUGGCUAUAACAUCUCGACUGCUCGAAGGGCUGCUAUUCCUAAGACCAAGGAAGCUUGCGAUGCGUAUAGAUCGCAGAAGAACUAAACGCGAAUAUCGCAGCCGAAGGCAUAAAUAUGGAUAUUACUACCGAUGGACCGGAUGGUAAUCACCAAGUCCACUUACGACGUCGGACGUGACCUAACUUCUUACGUAUAGGAGUCAUGCGUCGCCAUGUUAUACGAGGUAUCGCAGAGUCAAUACCGGAGUCAACGAGCUCA